AGCAGACGCACUUUUUAUUUGUCCGUUUUUAUACUUUGCACACGGGCGACGAAAAUAUGCCACAGCCAUCCGGCUUAGGCUAGGGAGCUGUGUGUUAUUUCCCCCACAUCUCCAUCGGGCAGUGUGGGUAUGGGGGGGGGGGAUGAGCGCGGGAAGUGACGCGAAGUCGCGCUGGUGAUGUCAUCAGAGAGCGACCCACACCUGGUUAGUCAGUCGGUGCUCGGGCUGUAAGAAGCCGCUCACUGGGAACAUGAACGCACCGCCCGCAUUUGAGUCCUUCCUGCUGUUCGAAGGAGAGAAGAAGUAAGCGGCCAUAGAGUUAUUUAAUAUUAUUAUUAUUAGUUACUGCAUGUUUCAUUGAUAGGAGGAGGAUGAUAGUCAUAUACAGUCUGUAAUGCAGGGUCUGUUCUUAAAUACAGAAAUGAGUUUCCAUUGGCUUCUGGCUUUGUUUUAUUCUAUAUUUGUUUCAGGUGAUGGCUCUAUCAAAAUAAACUAUGGGAGGGAGAAUGGCCCCCCUUAUUUUUAAAGCAUUAUAUAGAUGGGGGGAAAAUACACUUUUUUUUAAGUUAAGAACCCCUCCCCAGUGUUUAAAUAAAGGUUUUACUUCGCCAAACUGCUCAUUGUUACACUAACCACAACCUCAUAGAGGAGAAUUGGGAAGCCAGUGUGCAUGUGCAGUGUGUGUCCCAUAGGAAGUGUUACUUUGUCUGUGCAGUGAAAGCACCUCUUCUGUACGUCAUACUGAUGAGGCUUUAACCCUACGAUGUAAACAUUGCAGGGUUAAAAGGACAGGGCCACUGCACCCACACCACUUCAGUGAGAUGAACUGAACUGCAGGUAUGUUGCCCAACGUCAGCUAUGGGGUUGGUGACAGUGUUUUGAGCUAUAUUUUCUGUGCUUUCACUCAAGAGAACUGCAGGCAAUGCAUGAAGGUACCAAAGGUAGAGAGACUGGAUGGAGUUAAAGGUUUAUUUCAACCACAUAAAGGGUCACUAUAGUCACCAGACCAACUACAGCUUAAUGUAGCUGUUCUGGUGAGUAUAAUCAUUGCCUUCAAGUAUUUAAACUGCCCCCUAGGGACACCUCCAUGUGGCCAUUCCUCAGAUGGCCACUGGAGGUGCUUCCUGGGGCAGUGCCGCUAUUCAGCAUCUCCACGCUCUGCAUGGAGACGCUGAUAUUUUCUCAUAGUUAUGCAUCUCUAUGAGGAAGUGUUUAUUGGCCAAAACGGCGUUUGGACCCAUCCGCAUCCUUGACGAUUUCAGCCAAACGCUUUUCCUCUUGGAAAUCCUGAUGUCACCAAGGAGACAGAUUGGGGGAGGGCCAGUGUCGGCAGACCUGCAUGUCGCUCCAAAUAAGGUGAAUUUUAACAUAGAAAGUUGAAAAAUGCACUUUUUGAUACUUGCAAACAAACAGAGAGAGACUCUCAGAUCUCAAUGUAGGGAUGUUUAGACAUGCAGGUCUAAAUGAAAAAAUGUUUUAGUAGUGUCAGUCAUUUUUUUUAUAUUCUCAAGGUGCUCUGAUUGUUGGUAUUGUAUCUUGCGCAUCAGGUAGAGCAAAGUGAAACUGUACGCAACAUUGUACAAUUGAAACACCUGAAAACUAAGCUUGGGGAGUCUAGGCAACAGUGUGUAAUAAUAUAAUGAAAUAUAGAACAAAAUAAAAAAUAAGAGCCAAAAGCGGCACUGUCCUGGCCGAAUCCCCUUGUUGUUGUUGUUGGUUUUUUUUUUUAAAUCUUAUUUUUUUUUCCUCCCCAAAAAAUGCCAAAUAAAAAUCCAUAAUUACCAUUGCAACUGUUAAAAUAAACCUGAGCACAAUAAAAAAAAACACAACACAAAAAAAAAAAAAUCCAUCUUUACCCAGGCUCAGACUGAGCUCCGCAGGGUAGGGAAAGGCUUAUAAAGCCUUCCCAUGCCCUGCAAUUUCACUUAAAGCACUCUGGUUGAUUCCAAACCAACCAAUCAAUCCUCUGACAGGUAAGUCUCUAUAUUCACCUGUCACAGAACUCUGGUUGGCUUGGGAUCCAACCUAUCAGAGUGCUCGGAGUAAUUUUACCCAGUGUGGAAAAGUUCUUUGGAAUUUGUGUAAGUUGACUCAUAACACUGUGAUUGGUUGCUUAAAACUGUUCUCAUUCUGUUAGGACGAAAUUCGGUAGUUUCCCCGGCGUUCUGUCUGUGACAGGACGUUCAGGAAUAUUGACAGGAAGCAUCGCAAGAUCACGGAGGAAAGAUAUGAAUUGUGGGAAAAUUUCUCUGACCACAGGAAACGGAGCACACUUUGCUCCUCCGCUGGUCAUAGAUGGUCAGGCGUAGGAAACCUCCAUAAGACAAAAUAGUCCCUACUUUGUCUUAUGUUUUAAAGGAACACUAUAGGGUCAGGAACACAAACGUGUAUUCCUGACCCUAUAGUGUUAAAACCACUAUCUAGCCCCCUUUGCCUCCCUAAAGAUAGUAAAAUCUUACUUGUAUUCAAGUCUGAAGCUGCUACCUCUGCCAGUGAACUUCCUCUGAAAUCAUCAGAAGUGGUGGCCUGAUCCAAUCACAAUGCUUCCCCAUAGGAUUGGCUGAGACUGACAAGGAGGCAGAUCAGGGUCUGAGUCGGCAUGAUUAAAACACAGCCCUGGCCAAUCGGCAUCUCCUCAUAGAGAUUCAUUGAUUCAAUUCAUCUCUAUGAGGAAAGUUCAGUAUCUGCAUGUUGAGGGAGGAGACAAUGAAUAUUUGAAUAGUGCUGUUCUAAGUCCUGAGAAUUGCAAGGUAGGGCUUCCAUGGAUCGGAUUUGUUCUUCCAGCACAUCCCACAUAUGCUCAAUUGAAUUGAGAUCUAGGGAAUUUGGAGGCCAGGGCAACACCUUACAAUCUAUCAUGUUUCUGAAACCUCUCCUGAACAACUGUGGCAGGGUGCAUUAUCCUACUGGAAGAGGUUACUGCCAUCAGGGAACACCAUUGUCAUGAAGAGGUGUACAUGGUUUGCAACCAUCUCUAGGUAGGUGGUACGUAUCAAAGUAAAAGGCACAUGAAUGCCAGGACCCAAUGUUUCCCAGCUGAACAUUGUACAUUGCCCAGAGCAUAACACUGCUUCUGUCAGCCUGCCUUCUUCCUAUAGUGCAUCCUGCUGACAUCUUUUCCAGGUAAUCAGCUCACAUGCACCCCGGAUAGCCACCUGACCUAAAAGAAAACGUGAUUAAUCAAAUCAGGCAGUAUUCUACCAUUGCUGUAAAUUCAAGGCACUAGACAGGGACCCCAAUCUAAAAUUAUUUUGUGUGUCAGAACAAAUAGAUUGUCUGAUGCUCACAUACCCAUUGCAGGCUUUUUCGGUGGUGGACAGGGGUCAUCAUGGGCACUCUAACUGGUCUGCGGCUACGCAACCCCAUGCACCACAAACUGCAAUGCACUGUGUGUUUUGACCACUUUCUAUCCUGGCCAGCAUUACGUUUUUCAGCAGUUUGAGCUACAGUAGCUCUUGUGUGGCUAGCCUUCACUCCCCACAUGCAUCAGUGAGCCUUGGGUGUCUAUGACUGUUUGUGCUGCCUAAUAUAUCCCAUCCCUUUACAGGUGCCAUUGUAACAUUUUAAUCAAUGUUAUUCACUUCAUCCAACAUUAAAACCAUUGAAAGGUGCUGAGUGUACAUUCCAUAGAUUUAGACUUCAUUUGGGUUGUGCAUCUCCAUAUAUCUGCCUCUAACAAUGAUUUUAGUAAGGUAAUACUUGAGUUCAUUACUGCACUCACCAUCACAGUUAAAGCAGUGAAAAAUAUUCUGUGGCUUAAAUACAAAUAGAUACUCUAUGUUCAAUGUUUCUUGACUUGUAGUGUAUCAUUUAAUAUAAGAGUCACUAAAAGCUAGCUAUGGAUCGUGCAAAUUAUAUUUGAAAAAUAUCAGGGCAUGCCAGAAAAUAAAAGUAGCCUUACAUGUGACUCAAACCAAAGCGGUUUUCCUGACACUAUAGUGCCCUAAGGGUACCCCCACCCUCAGGGUUCCCCUCCCGUGGUGCUGAAGGGGUUUUAACCUACCUUAAUUCACUGCCGGGCUCCCUCGGCGCUGGUGACCUCUCCUCCCCCGCCGACAUCAGCUCCCGGGUGGAGCGUAAUGCGCGUGCACAGCAAGUGCCGUGGUCUAUAGGAAAGCAUUUCUCAAUGCUUUCCUAUGGACGUUCUGCACGCCUCUAGCAGCUGUCAAGAAGACAGCCACUAGAGGUUGGAUUAAGCCUGCUAUGUAAACAUAGCAGUGUCUCUGAAACUGCUAUGUUUACAUGUGAAGGGUUAAAACCUGAGGGACCUGGCACCCAGACCACUUAAUUGAGCUGAAGUGGUCUGGGUGACUAUAGUGUCUCUUUAAAAGAUUGUCUGAGUAUAUGUGUGCUUUAUAAAUUACAUAAAAUGACGCAUGUCAUGUAAAUUAAGUUAACUUUUGGCUGAAUUAAGAGUGCCUGGAGUGUUAUGGUGCCUGGAGUGUCCCUUUUUAAUAAACAGAAAAGUAAAGCAAGUUCCAGCAUGUGCAAUCAGUUCUCAUAUAAAGAAAGGUAACAAAAAUGAAUACAUAAAGAAAGAAAUAGCCUCAAUUAGUAUAUCUAACAAUCUUAAUUAUACAGGAAGAUAAAAUUCACUGGUAGUAUGCACUAGAUUUAAAUACACAAAGAAGGCAAGAUUGUUUGUUGCCUUGUCCACAUGAAUUUAUAUGACAUUUCUUUGUGGAUGCCUGAUGCAUCAUGGGGCAGCAGAGGCAUGUUUUAUUCUUUAUGCCUCAUCAUUAUUUGCUCCUGUAAAGACAUCAAUAUGGGUAAGUGAGGAACUAUCAUUUCCAGUUUCGAUUUAAAGUGGCAUUAUAUUGGUGCUUAGAGGACCCCGAUCACGGACUUCCUGUCCAAAUCUUCCUUAUACUGUGGAGGCAGAGAAAGGAAGCCCGGGGGACGGCUGUGCCAGAGCCCCAACUUCAAGAAAGGUAAGGCACCCAGAUACUUCUGCCUCCAUAACAAUUUCUGUGAGCUGCAGUUGUUGUGCAGGUAAGAAUGUUCUUUUAAAAAGUUCAUGCCAUUAUAUCUUACAACUAGAGUAAAUCUUUUUUUAUCUUUUGUUCUUUUUGAAGCAAAAAAAAAAAAAGCUUAUAUAUUUUUGUAUUUGUUUUUGCAGGAUAACAAUUACAAAGGACACAAAAGUACCAAAUGCUUGUUUAUUUACCAUAAACAAGGAAGAUCAUACAAUAGGAAACAUCAUUAAAUCGUAAGUACUAUGCAGGGUUCAUAAAUAUUACCACAACUUUCUAUAAUAUGAGUAAAACACUAUUUUUUUAAACAUUUUUUUAUGUUUUUAAAUAUUUUCUUGUGAUUCAUCAUUUUAUCAAUGAAUUUAUAUAGAUCUGAUGUCUUUUAAAAUAGCCACUAAACAAUUAACUUGGUUAUGUGCAGCUCUUAGUUGAAGAAAGAGCUCAAAGCUUCAGGCCAAGUUGACACGUAUCUGACAGCUCUGAGGGGCAGUACACUGUUCACAAAACCGGUUAAUUGUUUAGAACUAAACAUGUGAAUUGCAAAUUUUAGGCCAAAGUAGAACUGAAUUAGAAUUUUGACAACUGUGCUAUGUUUUUGAAGAUCACAUCUAAGAUAGUUCCUCUUCAAAAUUUCACUGUGUCCAGCCCAAUAAUUUGAUGAACUGUAGGAUGGGUUUCUAUGAAGUAUGAACUGAGAGGCAGCCAAAUAGGCUUGUCUGUAACUUGGCUGGUAAAUUUGCAGAAAUAUACUUACAAAGGCCUUACUAAUGCAAUGUAAGUAUUAUGCACAGAUGAAGUCCCAUCUUUAAUUCACUUCAUCAAUUGCCUUGGGCAAGUGCAAUGAUUAGUUACAGGUAUAAAUACUAGAUCUAAGUGCCACCAAAAUUCAAGUUUGGGCUUAACUGAAUUUCGUCUGUUGUUCAUUCGUUUUCUGACGAAAUGCGGCUGCAUCUUGAAGCUGUUAAGUUAAAAAAAACCUCCCUAAAUUGGUACCCUUGUGGGAUUGCCAUAUUUAAGGGUAUCAGAUUAGGGAGCUGUUUAGUAGGUCCUUUUUGGUAUACUUAUGAGAAUCCCACAAAGAUUAGCCAUAGCUGCCUAGUGGCUUGUCUUUUCCUAUGACUGUGAACAGCCACUGGUUACUCAUUGUUUAGUAGACAUGCCCCUACUCACAGCAGGGCAUGUAGUGGCAGGAAGGAGGAUUUAACCAAGCAUGACAACUUCAAUUAAAAAGGAAGUGGUGAUGGUGCCUUUAGUGCCUCUUUAAUUUAAAGGAAACACAAGUAGCUCUUAGAUCUCUUUAUUCACUGAAGUACUGGUACCUGCUCUUUUCAAAUGAAUCUCACGUCAGUAGUAAGAUCCAUCUGAAAUUAUCAAGCAAUCAUUCGUCUCCGUUUGAUUGUUAUUAAAUACAGUGAUCACUAUAUAAUAUAGAAUGCACACUAUAUCAAGGUUAAGGGUAUGGGUGUCUCUGCCUUGAGGCUUGUAAGGUUUGGAUAUAUUAUUUUGUGUGCAAUUUGCCUUGUACUGUUACUCUGUUCCUUUUUUUUUUUUUUAUAAUAUGUAAAAAUAUUCAUUUGCAUACUAAUUAAAGGUUUAUAUUUAAUAUCUGAGUGUUAUAGUAUGCAUUCUAUAUUAUAUAGUGAUUAUAGUGUUUAAGCACUUGAGUGCUUGUAUGGUUUGCACCUAGCUAAUAUUAAUUGUUUAAUAGUAAUUUUGUCUCUCCAUGUGGUUUUUGCUUAUAGAUUAUUAAAUACGGUGAACCACAGAAGAAUGUCAACUGAAUGAAAUUGACCAGAUUUGCUAAAGCAAGUCCAUUGUUUAGUGAAUUGACCCUUCAUUAAAUUAUAUAUUGCAAAACUGAUUAAACAUUUUAGUACCAAUUUCACUGUGGAACUGUUAAUGUGAUUUUAGUUGUAAAAAUUCGAAUGUUUGUGUUUUAUUUCUAGUCAGUUGCUGAAAGAUCCUCAGGUGCUGUUUGCUGGAUAUAAAGUUCCACAUCCACUGGAACACAAAAUUAUUAUAAGAGUUCAGACAACCCCUGACUACAGCCCUCAAGAAGCAUUCACCAAUGCAAUUACUGACUUAAUAAGUGAAUUGUCCCUUCUUGAAGAAAGAUUCAGAGUAUGUAACCUGUCUUUAUGCUGAAUUAACAAACACAUAUUGGUUUGUUGAUACUGUAUUGUGCCAAUUAAAUUGGGGGGCCAUUGUGUAAUAAUUUUGUACUUGGCCAAAAUGGUAACACUAAAAUAAAAAGGAAAGACUGGUAGACAUCCCAGAUCUUUAAAAUAAAAUUUAAGUGCCAUUUUUGCCAAGAAUUAUUCAACAAAUGUAAAACUAUCUUUAUUUAAUUUGAGCAUAUUGUCAUAAUGUUACCAGAACAGUUGCUGUUAGAAUUCACUCUCGCUAAAGUAGCUGAUUCACAGUAAUGUAAAACUACUAAACUGCUACAUUGGGUCCACAUAUGCGGGAAAAAAAGGCUUGUAGAAUUUAGCCUUUUGGAUUAUAUCCAGGAAUAAAAGCAAUGGUUUUUAUAUUAAUAACUUUUUUUUUUUUUUUAUUCAUUCUUGAUUUAUAUAAUUAUACAGAGAACAUACAUGCAAUGUUUUUGUUUAUUGUGGGUUCAAUAGUAAAUAAACACUAAUAUAUAUUUAUAUAUUUUGCAGGUUGCAAUCAAAGACAAACAAGAAGGCAUUGAAUAAUGCAUUUGCCACUGACGAUUGUUAGAAUAUUUGCAAAUUUAGAACCUGUUCUUUGUGUUUGAUUUGUAUUGAGUAAUGAUAUUUUUUUAUAAAUAAAUUAGCAUAAUAUUGGUUAAAACAAAUGUCACUUUUUAUUUAUGUAAUGUAUAAUGUUAUAUUGUUUUGCCAGUGAUGCCGAAUGAUUUGUCUAACAGAAUAGCUUUUAGCAAUGUAGAUAAGCUGCACGCAAGAUUGUUCAAAUAAUUCCAAGAUAAGGCAUUUUGAAAAAAGUUUUCUGAUAUCUAAGCUAAAAGAAAAUUUCAUGCCACAAAUUCAAUUGCAUGCAAAGUCUUAUUAUUACAGUCAAUGGAAACAUUCCAAAAUGUUUGACAACUUUUCAAGCAAGUUGCCAUGCCUAAAUAAAUUCAGGUUACCGUGGUAACAUAAGAAUUGGACCUGAUGGAAGCUGGUGGUACAUAUUUAUGAUGUGGGGCUACUGAUUGGCUUAGUGCCUCAACUGACCACUCUAAACCAAUCAGCUGUGCCCCUGCCCAAUGCUGCCCAAGCCUUCCAUGUAAGAUUUCAGAUAGUGGAAGGUUGUGGAACAGAGUGAUACAAGAACUGGAGCACAAAUUUUAGGGUUGAACCGUUUGGUGCAGGUUCACCUUUAGGGGUUAAACUGUUCACAGAGACACCCUGGCACUAUCACAACUUUAUUUUGAUUAAGUUCUUAUGGUGCCUAAACUGGUCUUUUAAUUACAAGUAUGUUGACCCAUUUCUGAAAUGAGAGAGGGAUAUUGUAAUAUAAUACACAAAGAUUGGAAUACCACAGAAAUCACUGCUAUCCGUAAAGAUAAGUGGACUUUGCUAAAGAUAUAAAAUCUGGCUAAAAGCAUUAUCCAGGAAUUGCUUCAGGAAAUAUUAAAAUGUAACCUUUAUUGCUAAUUUGUAUUAAAUUGAUUAUUUUCAAUGUAGAGACGAGAAAUAAAUCAGAUACAGUGGAACCUCGGAACUCAAACGUUCCAGAAGGCUGUUCGAAUUCCAAUUUGUUCAAAAACCGAAUCAACAUUUCCCAUCAGAAUUAAUGUAAAUUUGAUUACCGUAUAUACUCGAGUAUAAGUCGACCCGAAUAUAAGUCGAGACCCCCAAUUUUACCCCCAAAAAAUGGGAAAACUUAUUGACUCGAGUAUAAGACUAAGGUGGGAAAUGCAGCAGCUACUGGUAAAUUUCUAAAUAAAAUUACAUUAAUUGAAUAUUUAUUUUAUGUAUAUAAUGCAGUGUGUAU
Pelobates cultripes (western spadefoot toad) is the source of this 8936-nucleotide messenger RNA. The record is from the annotation of a GenBank genome assembly. Lineage: Eukaryota; Metazoa; Chordata; Amphibia; Anura; Pelobatidae.